Molecule: messenger RNA, 825 nt
Organism: Sporisorium graminicola
Lineage: Eukaryota; Fungi; Basidiomycota; Ustilaginomycetes; Ustilaginales; Ustilaginaceae
Exons: 5
Coding region: 1-825 (274 amino acids)
Cellular component (GO): cytosol
Molecular function (GO): electron transfer activity
Source: RefSeq, a predicted model, not a curated record
AUGCGCGCAUCCCUAGUCAACCAGCUCCGGGUGCUUGUGCCCGUCAAGAGGACCAUCGAUUAUGCCGUCAAGAUCCGCGUCGCAUCCGACGGUAAGGGUGUCGACCAGAAUGUCAAGUUUAGCAUGAACCCUUUCGACGAAAUCGCGGUAGAGGAGGCAGUUCGUCUUCGUGAAAAGUACAAGGACGCCAUCACCAAGAUCACUGUCGUCUCCGUCGGCCCCCCCAAGACUGCCGACGUGCUGCGAACGGCUCUCGCCAUGGGUGCCGACGACGCAAUCCACGUCGAGGUCCCUGACAAGGCCGCUGCCAACCCUCUCGAACCCCUCGGAGUGUCCAAGAUCCUCAACGAGAUCGUCAAGAAGGCAGGCGAGGAGGAGGAGGUGGGACUCAUCAUCAUGGGCAAGCAGGCGAUCGACGAUGAUGCUUCGCAGACGGGUCAGAUGCUCGCCGGUCUGCUCAACUGGCCGCAGGCAACAUAUGCUAGCAAGCUCGAGUUCCCAUCGGGCAAGCCAGAGAAGGGUGCAGAGGCUCAGGUUACGCGAGAGAUCGACGGCGGUCUCGGAAUCGUCAAGACCAAGCUGCCGUUUGUCAUGACUACUGACCUGCGACUCAACGAACCACGAUACGCAUCGCUGCCGAACAUCAUGAAGGCCAAGAAGAAGCCAUUCAAGAAGUUCACGCUCAAGGAUCUUGGUCUCGAGGACCAGAUCAAGCCACGACAGGAGAUCCUCAAGGUCGCUGAGCCUCCUAAGCGCCAGGGUGGUGCCAAGGUGGAGAACGUCGAUGAGCUCAUCUCCAAGCUCAAGGAGGCCGGUCGCAUCUAA